This is a messenger RNA of Oryza brachyantha (malo sina), 667 nucleotides long. RefSeq lists its product as uncharacterized. Lineage: Eukaryota; Viridiplantae; Streptophyta; Magnoliopsida; Poales; Poaceae. The transcript has a single exon. The record is from RefSeq and is a predicted model, not a curated record. The coding region runs from base 93 to 650 and encodes 185 amino acids.
UUUCCAUCACUUAAGGUCAUUUUCCUUGUCAACAAGAAGAGAAGAGUGAGCAGUAGUUUUGCAAGAGAGCUACAACUAUCAGAAGAGUGAAGAUGGCGUCUUUACCUCAGCCCAUGGGGUACUACCCAACCUCCAACGCCAUCAUGCACGCGCAGCCGGCCACCACGUCCAGGGGCUCGUUCGGGCCGGUCUUCACCGUGCUCGCGGUGAUCACCAUCCUCGCCGUCACCGCCUGCGUCGUCGGCCGGCUUUGCGGUCGCCGGCUCUCCAAGAAGAGGUCAUCCUCCGCCGAGGAGCAGUUCUACGGCACCAAUGCCGUCGGCGGCGACCUGGAAAAGGGGUUCGAGAUCAAGUACCCGGUGAUGAAACCGAUGGCGAGCUCCCGUGCGAUGAUCCAUGACAUCGACGACGGCUUCGAGAUCAAGUUCGCCCCGGGAAAACCUGCAGCAUGGAAGAACGACAGCAAGGCAGACAGCAAAGGCCACCAACAACACCAUCCACAGCAUGGCAUGCCCCAGCACCACCCACAGCAACAUGGCAUGCCGAAAGAGUACGCCAUGCCACCAGGUUUCAGGUACCCUGCAAAUGGUGUUGUCAGGCAAGGGCAGAUAAGGGGUGGAACAUUCAUUUCCGCAAAGCCCAGUACGUGAUCACCAAGGUAGUGUAG